Macadamia integrifolia is the source of this 1744-nucleotide messenger RNA. RefSeq lists its product as uncharacterized. Bases 339 to 1511 code for a protein of 390 amino acids. Lineage: Eukaryota; Viridiplantae; Streptophyta; Magnoliopsida; Proteales; Proteaceae. The transcript is spliced from 9 exons. The record is from RefSeq and is a predicted model, not a curated record.
CUUUAGCCGUAGCUUCUUUCCUUUCCUUUCCUCUGAUCUUCUCCCAUGGUGGCUGGUCAGGUGGGUCGCUCAACUCACUCGGGUACUUCGUUGUUAAGGAAUUGAACCGUGUGCCCAACGUGUCUCCCAUGGUCAAAGUUCUCAACGAACGAAAGGCACAAAAGCUUUUGAGUUUUGAGGCAUUUUAAUGCCACUGUAGCGCCUAAAGAAGUGAAAGAAGAAACACCCAGAGAGGAAAUAAGCAGAUUACGUUUGUUCAUUCCUCUAUUCUCUUCCUUGGUUUCAUUGGCAAUUAUUCCAGGUGGUGUUUCAGGCAUUACCUGCAAUUCGAGGAGACAAUGUGGAUACAAAUUCUUUGUGGGUUGGUGUUCUACAAGUUGAUCAAAUGGUUUUUCUACCAAGAUGAUACCUAUGAAAUCGAGUCCUCGGACUCGGAUGCAAAGUUCAUGGUUGCCACCAGAAUCGAGAAAGUCUAUGGUGGAAAGGUUUAUCUCGGUCCUAGAAUUCCAGAUGUCGAUUCUGGUACUCGUCAAAAUAUCGAUAUGGUUCUUGUCACUAAAGGGGAGGUGGUAGUGAUCUCAGUCAAGAAUUACUCGGGCUUCGUGGGAAUUGAUGCCGAUGGAACCUGGGUUUGCACAGGUGAUGGCACACGCAAAACAGAGAGGUAUCUUGAUCCUGUUGCAGAAACUAAAAGACAAGUUGCAAUUCUUGAAGCAUACUUGGAGCAAAGGGGAGUAACUUUGCCAGAAGGAUAUAUGUCUGGAAGAGUCAUACUCCCAAAUCCAAACUGCAGGAUGAUUCAUCCAACAAAUUUUUCAUCAGAGGUAAUUACGUUUGACCAAUGGAUACAGCUUAAACCAGAGCCAAGAAAUAAGUUCUCUAGUUGGAUUAAGGAUGCAUUUCGUGGAGGAAAGAAAGAGACGGAGGAUGGGAUAAAUGAGAAGCUUCAUUUCAUUCUUAGCACAGCACCAAUGUGGGAUAGGUUGGUGUUUAAAGAUAAUAAAAACCUUCUUGGGGAAUUUCUACAGUUCAAAGGAAAGCAAGAGGAUAUGCAAGUGCUGAAAUACAUCAAGAGAUCGAAAGUUAGUCGGCUAAUCAUCCAGAAGUCUGCCAUGUUUGGUUUAGGAUUAUCAAUUGGAUUUGACUUUCAAGCUGGGCCAUCCAAAUGUAGCCAUCUGAUUUGGAAACCCAUAUUGAUAAAUAAAACAGCCAUCUUCAAGUCAAUGACAAGACUCGACCCACAUAUGGAUGAAACGCUUUCGUUAAGCAAUGAGUGUGAAUGCGUUACUAACAUCAUCAUCAUGAAUAGAUUAAAAACUAACAAAGAAGGUCAUUCAAAAAUACAAGUUUUGUACUCUCCCCGUGAUUAUCAAAGUGACGGAGCCUCAGGUUCUGAAUGGAAAGAAGUGACGGUGAAAUCACAUACAGAGAUCUUAUUUCAGCCCCAGGGUACUGAUAAAGUCCGUAAGAUCAAGCUUUCAUCUGUAGUUUCAAUGUCUCUAAGUGCAUAAAGAAUGAAGAACGCUCCCUCUUCUCUAUUAAAAAGUAAAAAAAUAAAAAAUAAAAACUGUAAAUUCAUGUAUUGUACUUUAUGCUUUGGUGAGUUCUGCACAUGUUAAUCUCCCAGGGCUUUAAGUUACUGUUGUAACUGACGGCGAUUGUCUUGUGUAUUCUGUGCGUACUUGGGGAAUGCAGUAGUUGGAAGAAAUGAAAUCGAAAGUCCCUGAUUUUCUGGCCCAGAAAA